UCCUUCUCAACGAUGUGUGUUCCAGAUGAUGAUGAUGAUGACGCGUGGGAAAUGGGUUUCGAUAAAAGUGAACUCAAUUGCCGUUUUGUCGGGUGUCGUUUGGGUAUAUGUUCACUUGCAAAAAGGCACGAGAUGCAUAUGUACAAAAAUGGCAGGAGAUCGAGAGGAUCGCCAAUGCAGCCAUCCCAAGCACACCGAUAUCCCCCAUCGUACCGUCUUCGAGUCGCUCCACGAGCGCGUCCAGCUUACUGACCCCUAUCACUACCACAAGUACGAGCAACAGCAGUCUCUCGCCAACAACUAAAAAUAGCGCGACCGUCGACGACGACGAGAGUGCUCGAUUGCCACCUAUUCCCACUCGUCAACCGUCGUUUCCUACGCGACAACCAUCAUUUCCCAGCAUCGUCACGACCGCAAUGCAGCAACAAUCCGAAAUCGUUCCGCCCACGCCAACAACACCCACCACACCGCAUCGAAGGAUCGAGCGCUUUGUCAACAAACUCUCGCAUAGUAUGGGCACGAACCAGCAACUCGAUCCGGUCAAGCAAAGUGCACGCACGGCUAAACUCAAAGUAGAAGUGGUUGAAGCAGACAAGGAGUACCGCAAAAUGGUGCGCAAAUUGGAUGCAUUGAGUAAACGUCAAGCAGCAGCCAACGACUUUGCCAUCAAGAUAGCACAAGAGCAACUAGCAGAAAAGACAGCCAUGGUCAAGAAUUGUCUGACACAGAUCAUGGAUUCGGAAGCUUUCAAGUUCAAUGGUGUGCAUGAAACGAUCCAGAGCACACGCCACGCUUUGAAUCUCGAUCCCGAUCGUGACGCUGCCUUGUAUCAAGAUAUGCUGGAUCGCAACCGUCAUCCUAUGCCUGAGCCCAUCUACUAUCAUAAUUAUCAUGUCGGCGAAUGCAGAUUUUUGAUUUUUGGCACUUCGCUCAUGGAAUACGCUCAACAACACCAACGAUCUCCACCUCUUAUUGUAACAAAGUGCAUUAAAACCAUCGAACGACAGGGUGGAUUAGAGCGUGAGGGCAUCUAUCGGAUAUCGGGCAAACAAAUCAACAUUGACAAGCUCAAGCAUGCUUUUGAGCGUAACGAGGAAGGAGUCGUUUUGGGACAAGAGGGCAUUCCGGAAGAUGUGUUCAGUGUUGCUUCGUUACUGAAAAUCUUUCUCCGUGACCUGGCGUCACCGCUGUUUCCGUUCAAGCUCGGUGACCGUGUGACCUAUUCUCAAAUCCCGGACAAGGAGCUGCGACUGAUGAACUUACUGACGCGUAUUCUCAAACUGCCACCGGCGAAUUACGAUACUCUGAAGUUCCUCAUUGAACAUUUAGCAAAGAUUGUAUCCUUUGUAGAAAAGAACAAAAUGACGAUCCAAAACUUAUCACUCAUGUUCACGCCGGCCAUAUUCCAGGAUCACAACCAAGCACAGCGGUCACCUGGAGAGUGGUACAGCGAUUGUGUCCUCGAAGAUUUGGUUGUGAAUUGUGAAACACUGUUUGCGGAUAAAGAUCUUCGCGGUGCAUCUGCGAUUACGGGUGUGAUUGAGUACGGGUUCCAUGAAGAAGAAUACGACUUUGACCUGCCAUCGUCACCGUCGAGUUCCAUGUAUGCCCGGACGAACUCUUCUCCAACGACAGAAUCUGAUCCCGAGUAUGGUGUCGACGAAGAGGAUGUAUCGCCUCAGGAGGAGCAGCAUGAUCCUAUACUCGAUCAAAGCAAUAACAACAACAACUAUUACGACAUGGUGGACCAGCAACCGAAAUUCAAAACUGCUUCAAAGGACAGAGGCCUCACUGUUAAUACCCGACUUUCAAACGAACAUAUCACUCCUUCUGUAGCAGUGAUCGAUACCCAGCAGCAGCAACAACAACAACAACAACAACAACAACAAGAAAAAAGGCAUCCCAUUCCACCUAUCGCCACCAUCAAUAGCGCCACUAUCCCACCGCCUUCACUAGACUGGUUAUCCCAGGAUCCCAGUUCAGCGGAUUCAUCAUCAUCAUCAGCAGCAGCAGCAGCAGCAGAAGGGGCAGCGCCUGGCCUGCAAAGGUCAGCCACUGUUGGUGCGACCCUGAAAAGAAACGCACGUGUACCACGUGAAGGCGCUCCUCGACGCUUAAGCCGAAGGGAUUGAGAACAAUUUAUUUAUCUAUCUACCACCUAUACUACCUACUUACAUAACUGCCUAGUCACACCUUAUAUCCACUA
Molecule: messenger RNA, 2206 nt
Organism: Zychaea mexicana
Lineage: Eukaryota; Fungi; Mucoromycota; Mucoromycetes; Mucorales; Lichtheimiaceae
Exons: 5
Coding region: 108-2132 (674 amino acids)
Biological process (GO): regulation of GTPase activity; signal transduction
Cellular component (GO): cytoplasm
Source: RefSeq, a predicted model, not a curated record